CUCCCCUUCCCAUUUUCCUACCGCCUCCCGGCACGGCGGCUGCAGCUCGCCUUUUGACUCCCUGAGCUACAUGUCAAGGCUUUUGCAUCCCCUCCGCAGCCUUGUUUAACUGUGCUUGCCAGCGUGUUCGCCUCUUCUGGCAGGGAAGAUGCUUUUGCCUUGAGGCAGCGCUGAUUUUUCCCUGUCCUGUUUCCUGUUUUCCAUCGGCCUCGGUGACUUGCCGGAGAGGAAGGAAGAGGCAGCGCAUCGUUAAAAUCCACCGGGUGCGUGGCGGGGCGGGGGGGGAAGGUGAUGCUAUUUCCCACCCUCCCGGAGGACGCCUGAAUAAAGCACUGCCAUAGCAACGGCCGUGGCGGCUCCCUAGAUAAGGCGGGCAGGAGCACCCAGCGCCACCAGAAAGUUCUCGCGCCACCGAGCCCCACCGCCGCUCACACCCUCCCCACACCGCUCACCGCCUCGUCUUACAAGUGUAUGUGCCCAGGGGAGUCCUGCUAUCACACAACGACUCUGCAUGUGAGCGAAUCCUUAUGAGGAUGAAGUAGUUUUAAUAACCUAUGCUUUUCAGCAUGCCUUAUCCUUCCUUACUCUUCUCUGUCUCUUCCAAGAAAAAAAAAAACAUUUCAAUGAUGUCAACAGAAUAUGUUCAGCCACUUGAUAUCCCAGAAGACAGACUGGACAAGCGAGAUUCACACUGUAACCAUUUAGAAGAUCUUUCAGAGCAGCUGAUAAAGAGCUGUGACCUCAAAAAGAAACCAAGAAAAGGUAAAACUAUCCAGGCCUCCCAAAACACUGAACAGGAGCAAAAAAAGCCAAGGAGAAAAGAUACACCAGCAUUACACACCCCACCACCCCUAUCAGGCAUACUUUCAGACUUUUCUGAUAACCUGCUGAAAAGGUAUGGUAUCACAGAGAAACCACAGAGGGAGAGAGAGAGUCCAGGCUCUCAGAUUACCGAACUUGAACAGAAGAAGCCCAGGAGAAAAGACACACCUGCAAUACACAUCCCACCCAUUAUAACAGGCACUAAGCUGCUUACAGAAGAAAAGCAAACAGUGAUUAUGGAAGAUGAAGAAAAGGAUGGAGACACAAUCCCCAGUUAAGAUUAUAGCAAUAUCUCCAAUAAUGUAAUGUAAAUAAUAAUUCUGGGUCAUUUGAAGUGGCAGCACAUAGAGAAAAAAGCCCAUUCAUUUUUAUAAAUAAUAGUUUUCUUAAGUAUGCACUUGAAUUUAAAUUAUCUUCAAGUGCUUAUCUGCAUCUCAUGAAAUCCCAGGAAGCAGCACAGGAGGCGACAGAAAAUUCAUUUACACAUGAGACUGGAAGGAUUCCCCUGGUUUACUAAGAGCAGCUUUCCAGGACUUUUGUCUACAGGGAUUCCACCUCAGACCAAAUCUAGUUAUAUGAAUAGCAUAGUGAUAAGGGUUAAUGCAAAUGGCACUGCUGACCCAGUGUAGCUGGCACUAGAUACCAGAGUGGACAGUAGCAUAGGGCAGUGCAUUUUCUGACCAUUCUUUCUUGGUUAUGCAGGCUGUGCUUGUACUGUGUUGAGGUACAAGCUUGGCUCUUCCUUCUCCUCCCUCCUGUUCCCCUGGGAUGUAGAACAUCAACUAAAGACUCCAAAUUGUAUUUUUCUCCUGACUUUUCACCUCAUUAGUGCAGCUUUUUUCCGCCAGAAUAAUGUUGACUGCAGUGAAAAUUCCCACACGCAAAACUGAAGCGAUAGACAGAGAGUGUGGGAGAGAAGGAAUCAAGUCUAGAGUUCCUGAAAUGCAAAGCAAACACUUCUUGUGCCUGUAUCUGCUCAUAACUUUGUUUGUAAGGAGAAAACGGCAGAUUUAUUGUAGUAUGAAAACUUAAAGCUAAGGGCCAUCGACACUGACACAUCAAACAAAACACAGGGCAGAGCCCUCAGAAAGGAAACAUACUGGAAGUGCAACAUUUGCCUGUUGUACCAGUAUCGUCUGUUGAUUUUUUUUUCUUUCAAAGGUUUUAUUCCUAGGCUGGUGAAAGAUGGAUGAGUUGGAUAGCUGAUCCUUUUACUCCACAUGUUUUCUUUUGAUAUGUGUUUUUUAAAUGCAGUCCUAGCUUGUCAGUUAGGAGGAGCUGUAAAGAUUGAAAAUCACAGUGGAGGAUUCAGAAUUGAGUAAAAGGAACAGCAUUACUCAAUGGCAUAUGCGUACUGCAAGAUGAAACAGCAUUAUGCUUCUUUUCUAAUAACUUAAUUCAUUGAUUCAACCAAGAAUUGUUCUCAAAGCUAGCUAUAGUCUUCAGCAUUUGUGCAGAGGUGGGUACCUGUAGAAUAUUAUACAAAAUAGGUAGGACUGGGUAGUUUUCUGCUUACCUUAAUAGCUCUGUAUGCUAGAUGGAGCAGCACUGCCAGCUGGAUCCUUAGGGACCUCAGCACAGAGGUUAAAGAUUAUCUAACCUGGCAGACUGAAUUCAGUCAUUUUUUUAACACCCUUAGGCAGACAGCUGAGGAACACACUAGCUAGGACUUCAUCUGCCACAGUGACUGACCCAGCAUCUUUCAUAAGAAUGCAGUCCAUUCACAAAUGUUCAGCUUUGAGAUGUAACCAGCAAGCUUAUAAUAAAUGAUGAUAUACUAAAGCAUACAACAGACUAGAUAUAUUAUUAUGGGAUGUCUGAUAGCGAGAAGGUGUACUUUUUAUUCUGUUAGUUUAUUGGUGAGACAAGAUAGUAUUUAAAAUAGAGCCAAUAAAUAUUUCAAAUAAUAACAUUCAUGUAAAGAAAACAAUAAAGUAUGUCACAGCAAGUAUCUGAUAGGAAUAUAGACACAGUCUAUAACUAUGAGCCAAUUCACUGUGGAAUUUUUAGUUUUUGCAAUUGGAAGCUACAAUUCCAUAUCCAUAUAAUUUCCUUUCAAGCAGGCACUGAGGUGUUAGAAGCUUUAUUCCAUGUCUGUCACCUAUGCCAUGUCUUUAGGAACCAGACUUUUUUUGACGGACAGUAUUUCUCACACCUUGAAUGCCCUUCUCCCUGUCAACUGAGUUUCAUUUGGAUCUCACCCAAAUAACUCAAAGAAAGUUCAAUGAUUAAAUACAGAAUUACUCACAGGACAUGAAGUGGGGAAAAAAGUUGCUCAGAGGCCAGCUCAGCACCAUGUAUUCAGGGAUUCAAAUAAUGAAUAGAAACAGAGUAAAGACAUACGCUGUGUUGCUGCUGUGAAAGAAGGCCCAUAGCAUAAGAGACUCCCUAUACUCUUCUUGAGUGCCAAGGGACUAUGACAGCAAUUUGCCUUUAUGUAAGAGAUGCAAUUUUUUAAGGUGGAAUGAAGAAUUAUGUUGCUGCUGUAAGAAAAUAAAUGUCAGGCUUGAGUUAGUCAAAGAAGAUAUUCAUAUAUUUACACAUGACAGCUCACACUAGCUAACAAACUGAAUGAGCUGAAAAAUCAGUCUCUUCUGCACUUGUGAACAAAAACCUUGAUGUAUCCUUUUCUGCAGGAAGAUUUAAUACAAUUUCAGCUUGCAAGAAAAAUACCAAACCUUAUUAUUAUUAUCAUCCUUACAGUCACCACUCUAAACUUGUCUCUCUGCAAAAAAAAAAAAGGGGGGGAGUUCCCAGAGUUUAUUAUCUCCUGGCCGAACUCGUUCCUGCUUGAAUUAUAUUGAUAUCAACUGAGCUGUAGCUGAGCCGGUGAAUCUCAGCUGAGCCUCUGUGCUGCUAAAAGAGCUUUAGUACCAUACAGAAGCUUCUGCAUAGUGUGAAGGAAAUAAAUAUAGUACUCACCUAAGGCAAUCAGCCUCCGCUUCUGCACUGAUGUGAGAAGUGAGGAGGAGAACAGAAAAAAAUAUGCAUAACAUGCAAAGACAGCGGCCGUCCUGUAGGAACUAGUACAAACAGCAUCAAUAAAAGCAGUAUUCAUGCUAGGUCUUUUCAAGAUCCUUCUGCAGACCAGAACUUUCCUCUGAUGUGAAGAUGCUUCAGAGAAGUUGUGCAGCCUGGGCACUCUUACAGGUCUCAGGAGAUGCCCACACCAUUUCUCCCAGCCAACAGCUCUCCAUGGCCUUGCUGAGCACAGUGCUCUACUCUUCAGAUUACAGUGCUCGUGACUCUACUGGGAGCAGUCCAGUCUGGUUGCCCCAGGACUCUGGAGACUCACUGGAGAUGCCUCAAGGAGCAUAAAGCCUCAGGUACACCCCCAAAGCAUCUUACCACCUUGUUACCUGAGCAUCAUGGCUCAGCUUAAUUUCAAAUGCACAUUUCAGUGCAAUCUGAGCCUAGAUUUCCUAGUGAUGUUGGGUGAAUAUUUUCAGCACAAAAUACAGCAAGAGUGAGAGUGUAGAGUCCUGAAAAGAUUGAAAGAUUGAAAAGAACAUCAACGAUAGAUUAGGCAUGAAAAUGUACAUGUUUAGACAUGAAGGCGCUUAACAAAAGAAGGCAGGAGCACAAAUAGGAUGUGACUGACUUCAUUGCUCUGAAGAUGAUAUUUUUUUCAAAGGCUGGGGAAUGCUGACACAGGUUAAUAUGAAAAAUAUACAUCACACUUUAAGCCUACCAACAGCACUAUAUGUCCUUUUCUGAAGAGGAAUUACAGUCCUACUGACACCUCUGAUGGCUCAGUGGCCUAAUUUACUAUCUCCUUAUAGAUCAACUUGAAGCCCAGCCAUAAAAAUGCCACAAUAUACAUUAUUUGCUGCAGUUCAUUUAAAAUUGCAUAUUCAUAUCUUGGCAAUUAGGCAUUUACUGUUUUUCCACCCAGGAGCAACUUGAGCAACUAGAAAAUCAUUUUUCAGUUGGUCAAUUUAGUACAUGGGGGCUUUUGCAGUGUUCCUGGGAAACAAUUUGUUGUAUUGCUUCUCAAAACUUUCAUCUGCCUCAUUGCAUUCAGUGAAAGUGUUUAAAUGUUACUUUAUUUGGGAAUAAGAUCUGAUUUGAAAAAUCUUAUAAACACCCACCAUUCCUUCCCCCAAAACAAUGCUUUUAGGUCUUGCAGAAUCCUGUGUGGGCUGUACACUGGUGUGAAUGCAGGCUUUUUUAUUGUCCUUCAAGCUCUGAACUCUCUGAGACCAUAUAUUGCCCAAAUUGCAGGAAAUGCUCUCUUAGACAAACAUCCGGAGUUUGUGCAGUCUGGGGCAGAAAUACUUUUGUCUCAAGUGUUCCCAAAAAUUUCCCUCUGGCCAUUACAGUGAAAACACAAGGUUGUAGAAAACCGAACUAUGGCUUUUCAUCUGGCAAGCUCCAAGUAUUAGCAGUGUAAGAGGCCAUAUAUUCUGGAGCACCACUUGUCUGAGGUGCUGGUAGCAAAUUCAGUCCUUGCUUCCCGCUGCCAACUAUCUCCACUAGGAGAAGGGGGCAAAGCACCUGGCACACUGCUGAUGGAAACAAAAAGCUCAGAAACAUUUCUGUAGCACUGUUAGGAUUUAGGAUGCUGCAGAUCACUUAGAUUGAGGUGACUACACACAGGCAUUGACUACUAUGGGGUCUUAGUUCCUGGCUUACAUUCAGACACCUGCAUUUAGCUGGAAUUGAACCCCAACCUAGAAGUCUGCACUGCACAGGGCAACCAGCUCGACACUUCAGGGAAUGAAAUGCUCCAAUCAUUGAAUAAAAGACUGGGAGAUUGUUAAUGGCUAAUAUUUUUAGAGUGAAAUCUGGGUCAGCUUCUACCUAGAAACCAAGGGACCGUUUUCCAUUUGCGACAGAGUUGGGACAAUGGAGAUUUAAAGGCUUGUGCUUUAGUGACAUUCAACUAAGGAUUGCAGUAAGCCCAUCACAUAUCUGAAGGAGAUGUUAUUAGCCCUACUGUACUGCUAGACAUGAGGUCCACAGGGUAAGUGUUCUACCAAGCUAAGCAACAGCAGAAACAAAUACAAACCAACAUUCAUGGCGCUACCACUAACCCGCUAAUACUUACUAUCCUCACAAAUAAAGCAGCAUUUGCUUGCAUUGCGUUUAGGAACAUUUACACUGAAAUUUUGUCUAGUUGAAAUUUUGUCUGGUUGAAAUUUUGUCUGUCUUACUGGUUAAUAAAUAGACAAUCAUAAAGGUCUGAUCACCUAAAGUAAUAGGUGGGUCUAGAUAUCAUAAUUAAUUUUCUUCUUCCAUGUCCUAUGCUAUUGCCCUCUUUGGUCAUGCAUGUAAAAAAACUUUCAAGAGCACACAAACUUUAAAGAUUGCUUUUUGUAAACGUGAUUUCACAGUAUUCUUAUGUGCAGAGACAUGCCCAGCAGUUGCAUCUACAAGUGAAAAAUCAAAAAUGCAGGCCAGUGAAGCACAUUAGAAGUUUUGGCUUCUCACUUGUACUUAACUAAGCUCAUAAACUCAUCUUAUUCUGUAACUUACAUCCCCUAAAAAGCCAUGGGCCUUUUACAGUGAGGUUGUGCAAACAGAAAUUUCAAUAUUCUGGAAAUGGAGCAUGUGUAGCUCUAUGAAUACAAGGAGUGAACAUUAAAAAACAUUUUCCACUUCAUGAUACUGGCUCCUAGUCCUGCAGCAGAAUCCAUAUCAGUCUGUCUGGCUCAGGUGCUAUGAAGAGAAGCUUAAAUCCCUAUACCUGACAAGCUCAAGAGCCUUGAAAAGAUAGGAGUUGGACAGAUAGGAUGAGAAGAAACAAAACUAGAAAGCACAUUCCAGAAAUGAGGGAGUCCCUUGUGAUGGGUUACUUGUGUUCAUUCUUAUAUAAGAGAAGAUGCUGAAUAGAUGAUCAUGAUACACUCUACCUCAAGCUUGGGAAGUCCCAAACCGUCCAGACCUUUCUAGACUUCAGAUUAGUUUUUAGGCCCUCCAGGUGGUCUUAGGGUCAUGUAUUUCUGCAUUCUGUUUAGCUUGAAGAAGAGAAGGCUCAGGAGGAUCUUCUCAAUGUAUAUAAAUACCUGAUGGGAGGAAGUAAAGAAGACAGAACCAGACUCUUCUUAGUGAUGCCUAGAGAUAGGACAAGAGGCCCUGGGCACAAAUUUAAAUACAGGAAAUUCCAGUUACAUACAAGGAAAAAUGUUUUUUUACUGUGAGGGUGGCCAAAUACUGUCUGCCCAGAGAGGUUGUGGUGUCUCCAUCCUUGGAGAUACGCAAAACCCAACUAGACAUGGUACUGAGAAACCUGCUACUGAGAAACCUGCUUUAGCUGAACCUCUUUUGAGCAGGGGGGUUGGACUAGACAACUCCAGAGAUCCCUUCCAACCUCAGAAACUCAUUGAUUCUGUGACUAUUAUUCAAGAUACACACCAAGGUAGCUGCUUAGCAAAGCUCAUCAGGUCUGCGAGAGGCAAGGAGAAAAGAGUUAAGGAUAGAGGGAGGAGUACAUGGAAAAAGAGUGAAGGAUCAGGCUGAAGGACAAAUGCUGGCUACACAUCUGAGGAGCUGAUCUGAACAACAGACCUGAACAAGAAGGAGAAAGGAGGUGAGGAUACAGCCUGUGAAGAAACAAAUUUGCCCCAUGAACCCAGCUGUCUGCCUCAUGACUGAAACAAUAUGAAAGACUCAUUUAUGACCUGCUAGCCACUGUUCUUCCUUCCUCCCUUCUCCUCUUCCUCUUCUCAUACCUGUUCCUCACUGCUGCAAUUGUCCAUGAAGGAUUUUGGAGCCAAUCUUCCCUUCCAAUCCAUGUUUGUGGAUUAGAAAUACACACAAUAUAAGGAAUGAAUACUAAAAGGUCUCUCUAUGCCCCACUCAGUGUAGAUUUGAGCAUUCCAAUUUUUAAUUCAGGCUUCAAUCCUUUACUUAAAAAAUAAAGUAACUCCCUCCAGGAAAACAGAGCACAAGAUUUUCUUACCACAGCAAAGCCAUCCAGUGAUUAGAGCAAAAACUCAAGUCAAAACUGGACUAAACAGAAAAAAAGCGCUAAAUUUGCAAGUGUUGACAGUUGCAACAUAUAAUUCAUAAAAAAUCUAAACUGCAUCAUGAGUGUUAGAUCAUCAGACUUUCCAAGAGGGAUGGAUUACUCAGACUUAUGCUGGAAGCAUAGUCUAUGGUGGAAGCAAGUGGUUAACUCAGAAAUCAUUAAUGUAAAAAACAUUGAUUGCCUUACAAAGCCAGACCUCCCUCACAUAACACAGAUUUCAUUUGUGAACUUCCUACUUGGAAAAUCUCCCCUCGAUGUACGCUAGAUGUCAGUGUUGGAUUGAGACGAUGAUCCCAUCUGCUCCCUGAAGUAGCUCAGUGCAUCAGGCUGGAUGCCAUUAGUACAACUAGCUUUGCUUAGGAAUUAUUUUUCUGAAGUGCCCACCAUGAAACAGCCUGCACAAUUGCCCUCUCUCCCCCACUUUGAAAUAUUUUAAUUGGGCCUACAGCCAGAGACUUUGAAAAAGGGAGGAGAUAUCUUAAGAUAUCUUUGCAAUACCAAUGAACAUCAGCAUAAAUCUCCAGCAAAGGGGACUCUAAUAGCAACACAACACAGGACUUGGCUGCAGAAGAAUGUGAGCAAAGAGGAUGCUGAUCAGAACUAGAUUAAAUUCUUAGUAAUGACAAACAGUCCCCAUGAAAACUUCAGGUAUAUUAUUUCAUUUCUCUGUGUCUUGAUUACACAGCAGUAAAAGCAAGAUGACAAUUUUUCUCUGCUUCAUGGCAUAGGGGAGAGAACGCAGAGGGAGAGCAAGGAAAAAAAAAAUCACUCACGUUAGAUGUUUGUGACACAAAAGCAAUAACCCCACUUAAUUGUCAGCAAUAAAAAAGGAGGAAAAGAAGUUCUGGUUCCUUUUACCUAUUUGGAUGGCUCAGUGACCUGAACCAGUGCUGGCCACUCAUAUAGAGAAUAGUCAGGUAGGAUUAUGAUAGGUAAAUUGUUAACCAAAGGUGUCCUAAAGAGAAGGAAAUGACACAGACAGAAAAUGUGUUUGGAAGAACAGUAUAAUUUGGCUUGUCUAUACAGCCUAUUCAUGUAAAACAUUUCAGGGUAUUUUACAGGCACAAUAUAGCUCUCUGGGAAUUCCUAGAGCUAAAUCGCAUUUCAUAAAUAGAAGGCUUUAAAGUGCAUUUCUCUUUACAUUUGGUUUAGGUAGCUGGGCAGCCUAGUAGCUGGAGUCCCAAGUGCUGAUGGCGUUCAAGGAUGAUGAUACAAAAAUCAAGUUCGUAGUAAGACGAUUGGACAAAAAUCACCGAUACAGCAUUAUGUCAGAACACUUGACCAGCUGUAUGCUGCAUUCACCUGUUUUAUGGAGAUUUCUAGCAAAAUACUGCAAAAUGCUAUAGGACCUUAGGGCAAGUGCACAUAGAAUCGCAGCAGUCCUUUCUAACAGAGCAAGGGGCACUUGUAACAUUCCCCAGCUGUCUUCAUACAACAGCCAGCCUUGAUUUUAAUAUAUUUUUCAUAGAGCAAUGUUAUAUAUAUUGACUGUAGCAGUUUUGACAUUGGAUGUAGUUACAGAUCUGUGGUAUAUAAUAGGCAAGUAAAUCUACUUGUAGAAAAUAUAAAGAAUAGAAUUAGUACAUACAAGAAUAAAUAUAUUAUAACAGAGAAGAGUCAAUAUACUUUUUAUAGGAAAAAUGAUGCCUCACAAAUCUUUUAGAGUUCCUUGGAGGAGCAUAUAACCAUUUGCAGUUUUUUCCAAAAAGAUAGGUGACAAGAAAAAAACAAGCAGGGCACAAAAAGAAAGGAUAUAAAGGAAAAAAAAAAGUUUACUUUAGUGUAAUCAUCAAAGCCACCGGUUCAGUGUUGGUAAGUGCAGAACAAUGCAGAUAAGGAGAGACAACCCUGACCCCGUAUCUGUUGAUGGGCUAUAAAUAAAUCAGCAAUCAUUACUGAUAAUUCUACAGAAAUUACUACUCAGUGACCAAGGACAAUACAACUUAAAAAAUUAUUUGGAAAGGCAUGAAAGGUAAAACAGAAAAUGCUAUAACAUUAUUUUAGAAAUUGCUGGUAUGUCCACAUCUUGAGUACUGUGCACAGUUCUGGUCCUCUCCUUUCAAAAACAGAUUAAAAAAAUGAAAAAAGAAAAGAUACAGAGAAGAGUAGCAAAGAUCAAAAGUAGAGUAGGUUUCCUUGUGAGGAGAGAGCAACAGCACAGGAUUCAGCAGCUUGGAAAGAGAGAGCUGAGGUGGUAUAUAAAUCACCAGGGGCUUGGAAAAAUCAAAUAGGGAGUUACUCGCCUCUGUUUCUCACAGUGUAAGAUCCAGGGGCAACAAGAACUUUUUCACAGAGGGCAAGUUUAGCUGUGAAACUCAGUUCCAUGGGACACUGUGUGUACCAAAGGAAUACAUGGGAAUGAAACCACAUAAAUUAAUGCCAAAAAAGACAAUCAAUGGCAUUAAACUUUCAAUAGGGAUCAUGCAAGACAUAUAUUAAUGCUGUGCUAUGUCUUCUUUUUCCUAAUGGGUGAAAUGAGAGGACUCUUCUUAAUCCAUUUUCCUGCCUUCAUCCUCCUGAACAUCUGUUGCAUUAAAACAGGAGACCAUUUAUUCUCAAUGCAGUUAGGUAAGGCAAAACUUUCUCAUGCUAUCAGACACAGGAAUUGUUGUCUCACCUCUGUUAGGCAGAAGGUCACAUUGAGAACACCAUAAGGAGCCCAACUAUCUAUGAAAAUGUUGACUUUCUUAAUUUGAUGGGAGAUAGUGGUAUGCAAUUAUUAUUUUUUUGAACAAGAGAUCAGUAUUUUAGUAUUAAGCAGACAUAUGCUCCAAUAAUAAGAAGAUUAUUGAAAGCAGUUCUAGCAGAAGUGUCCAUUAUAUCAUCUGGUUAAAUCAUACAAUCUCUUAUAUCUUGAAUUACACCUGCUGCACAAUGCAGUAUGGCCUGUGCAAGGAUUACACAGUGUCCUCCAUCCAACUUUGAGAAAUGUCAUUCCAGAAGAUGCCUCUUAAUUUCCUCUGCUAUUUCCUAUUCCAGUUCUGGGAAAUAUGCUGGAUCUUUUUCAUCCUUCCCCUUUGGUCAAGCAGCUUAUAUCUCACUGGAUGUUCCUCAGAUUUCUUCUGAAAGGCUGGGAAAUAGGUUCCUGAGCUAUGAGUAGGCCUCCUGAAGUGACGAAGCUGAGGUUUGAUGGCUGGCAGUGAUAAAGCAAGAACAACGAUGGUUACCAUGUCUACCAUUCACUCGCUGGUGGACAAGAAAUGAAUUUGUCAGAAGCUCUGUACAUCCCACUCAGUACAGCCUGUCUGUGUAAAGGAGGGUUUCUCAGCCUGUAAGCCAGGACUCUUUUGAGUUAAUGGGUGGUUACAAAGUGUUAGAAAAAGCUUCAGGGAAAAAAAGUGUGAAAAUGUGUAUUAUAAAAAAUACAUAAAUCUCUAGAACAAAAAAAAAGAUGUCUCCAAAAUUGAAAUCUAGGCAAUCAGGCACUUCAAAAUGCUUAAUCUUGAAAUUAUGCUCUUAUUAAGGCCUCCCAGAGGAUCAUACCAACACAGGUGAAUCCAAAGGAACAUUCACAAGGUUAAGAAACAACAGUUUAGACAGAAGAGGAAAGGACCAAAAAGUCUAAACAAAGAAACAACUAACCUAUCUACCCAUAGUUAGCUGAGUACUUGGCUGUUUUCAAACUAGCACUGAACAAGAGAUUAGCUUGAGGCAGUAAGUCUGGACUGAGACUGCAGUUUCCCCAGAAUUCAGGAUCAGUUGGAUUUGAUUUUUGUACAUGACUUAUCAGUAAACUGCAGGCCAUUGUGAAAGUCACACAUGGGCUAUGUAUGACUGACUAUUCUCAGCUUUUAGAGUGUGGCUAUUUGAAUCUAUGUCUUACUUUACUACAU
Dromaius novaehollandiae (emu) is the source of this 11628-nucleotide messenger RNA. It is a transcript of the gene PPP1R17, whose product is annotated as protein phosphatase 1 regulatory subunit 17. The record is from RefSeq and is a predicted model, not a curated record. The transcript is spliced from 6 exons. Gene Ontology annotation, molecular function: protein serine/threonine phosphatase inhibitor activity. Bases 555 to 1100 code for a protein of 181 amino acids. Lineage: Eukaryota; Metazoa; Chordata; Aves; Casuariiformes; Dromaiidae. Gene Ontology annotation, biological process: regulation of phosphatase activity.